Molecule: messenger RNA, 786 nt
Organism: Aureobasidium namibiae CBS 147.97
Lineage: Eukaryota; Fungi; Ascomycota; Dothideomycetes; Dothideales; Saccotheciaceae
Product: Cu,Zn superoxide dismutase-like protein
Exons: 3
Biological process (GO): superoxide metabolic process
Molecular function (GO): metal ion binding
Source: RefSeq, a predicted model, not a curated record
AAGACUGUUGCCGCCAUCGCUGUGCUGGCCACUGCCGUGACCGCUCAGUCUGACACCACGCCUGUCACCGGCAAGCUGGGCAACGCUACCGUUCAGAGCAACAACCCUGCUGGAGUUGCUUACAUCGCUACUCUUAGCGCAACCAGCAAGAGCAACAUCUCAGGCAAUGUUCUCGCGCUGACCAGCUCUGACAACACCGGCGUCAACUUCCAGAUCGCCUUGACUGGUCUGCCUUCCGAAGGUGGUCCCUUCUUGUACCACAUCCAUGAUUACCCCGUCCCCAGCGAUGGCAACUGCACUUCAACAGGUGCUCACGUCGAUCCCUUCGUCCGUGGCGAGGCUCCUCCUUGCGAUGCUUCCCUUCCCGAAACCUGCCAGGUCGGUGAUCUGUCCGGCAAGCACGGCAAGCCCACUAACGAGACCUUCUCCGCGACCUACGUGGACAAGUACGUCUCCACUGUCGCUGGCGAUGGCGCUUUCAUGGGCAACCGCAGCAUCGUGAUUCACUUCGCCAACAAAACCCGCAUUGCAUGCGCCAACUUCGUUGAUUAUACUAACGGCACCUCUGGAGCCAACGUCUCGACCUCGACCAACGGAUCUUCAAGUGCUUCUGGCUCGUCCACCCGCUCUGGCUCAUCUGCUUCUGGCUCUGCCACUGGCAGCAGCAGCGGUUCCAAGACCAGUAGUUCGGCCAUCUCAUCUAGCACCGGUGCCGCUUCUCAGAUCUUCGCCAACAGCGCUCUGGUCGGUCUCAUUGGUGGCGGUGUUGCUCUCUUCGCCCUCUAA